CUCACAGCCGUCCACGCCCACUUAAGUUGCAUUUUUCAAAAAGGGUGAGAGGUAGACUUGAGCGGGGGGUUGUUCCCCAUUACCCUUUAAGUUUAGCUUUGAUAUGUUCGCUUCAAAGACGUUUGUACUUCUUUGUCCUCCCCAGGGACAGAGGCUAUUAUAACAGCACCAUCUCCUCCUCUCUGGGGUUUCUUUCUCGGACGGAAUUCGGUAAAAGCACAACCCAGACUUGUCUCCUCGUCCGUUAGUGCAUCCGAUUGAACAACGACUAUCCGGCAUUUUGGCUAAACAAACCUAGUGAAAAAUAACUGGCGGGCAGCGGAAGAGAGCCAUGUUAUGCCCUCCCGUUGGGCGUUCCUAUAAGGAUGUGACGUCAAGUGAAAACUGUGUUUCAGCCAAUCACGGUGAAGAAUCUCGCACUUGAACACCAAUGAGCGUGUGAAUCACAAACUGAACAAACGUUCGCAGGGCGGAGUUCCAGUUGCUGGAGAACUCCUGGCCGGUGUGUGGGAGACACUACAGCGUUUAGUGAUAAAAAAUAAAUAUGAUUUAGAAAAAGAAAGCCCGAUGAAUGACAACUUCAGAAUAUCGGUGCUGUAAAUAAAACAACGUCAUGGCUUUGACAGAAACGGAUCACAAUGGGAAAAGGAUCGGACUGAUUAACGCUUUAAAAUCUGGUAUCAGAAAAGAGUUUCCAGCGACGGACGGGGAGUUCAGCACAGAAGGUCUCCCGAAAGCUUUCCUUCACAGUUUACGGACUUUAUUCGAUAUUCUUGACGAUGGACGACGGGGUUACGUUCACAUAUCGGAGAUUGAGAGUCGGUGGCGCGGCGCGGAGGCUCGGGAUUUACCCGCGGGAGUUGUGGAGAGUUUGAGGCGGGUCGCACCUCAUCAUGGCUGUCUGAGUUUCGAGCGGUUCGUCGCGGGACUCAGAAACUCGCUGCUUACACAGCACUGCCAAUCACAGCAGAGUCAAUGUAAAGUUCGGCCACUCGGACCGAGUAACGGAAUAAACACGCACCACAGCCGGCAGAUGGGUCGGAUCCGACACCACCAGGGUUCUGGAUGUCCCAACAAACCCGCUGAAUCCUCUCAAACCUCUCUGAGCUGUGGAGGGUUCGAGAGAUCCGGGUGUGCGUAUCGAUCAGAUUCGAUUCGCAUCGAGAAAAAGGCGCAUCAGUCCAAUCAGCUCCGAUCCAUCGAUUCACUCGCUCUCGAAUCUCCUAAUGUCCCCAAAACACUUGAGAGUGUCUGUCUGCCUCGGUCACAGAGUGAAACUGCAUCAGGGUUCAUGAGAUCGCGACGGCACGGGAGGAGCCGAGAUGAACAGAGACGCCACACCAUCACAAAUGGAGUGGAUUAUAGAAUGUUAAAGCAGAUGAAGGAGCUGGAACAGGAGAAAGAUUCUCUUCUGGCUGGGCUGGACGUGUUUGAGCGAGCCAGAGAAUGGUACCAGACCCAGAUCCACAAUGUCACUGAGACACAGAGACAAGUUGGCCAAAGUCAUCAAUCGACUGACUUUUUCACCGAAUCUUGUUCGAGUCAGAUUCAUCAUCUUCUGCCUAAACUACAGGAAGUGACACGCUGUCUGAAUGAUUUGAUUUCAUUCUCUGGGACGGCGCUGCCAUCUGUGAGCUCAUUGUCUGCCAGCAGCUCCGGGAGCGCUCCUCCUGCACCUCCUCAGGCCAUCCACAUACUGAAGGAGCAGAACCGACUCCUUACACAGGAAGUUACAGAGAAAAGUGAGCGCAUCACUCAACUGGAGCAGGAGAAAUCUGCUCUGAUCAAGCAGCUGUUUGAGGCUCGAGCUCGCAACACUCACGACAGCAGCGCGCUCGACUCCACCUUCAUCUGAUGAUGAGCACUCCAGCACCAGACCUCCAUUACACACCUCAACAAACAUCCACCAUACCUCGUAUUCAUCUGAGCUCCAUUACAGACGGUGAGGAGGAUGUCGACAGAGACAACAGCCCAACUGUCCAAACACCUGAUCCAUUCAGGAGCUGCAACUGAAUAUGUCUUUGAGCGUAACACCUUUUUCUUUUUCUUUCCUUGAUUCUCAUUUGUUCACACUUAAUAUCGAUCAGCUGUGACUGACAACAUUUACAAACACGUGAUUGUAAUUCAUCCCAUCGGAUCACGUCAUGGACAAUCGCAUCUCUACAGCGGCUUUUAAGUAUCAGAAUUGAAAGCUUCCGGAACUAUUCCUUCUGUGUAUGCAGUGUGAACGGAACAUGUAUCUGAUCUUCUCCAUGCAUGAUCGCCUGAACUUGUUUUUCUACAAACUACAUUUGACAUGUUUUCAAGAAGAUAUAAUGAAUGUGAUUAUUUUCAACUUCAUUUCUGUGGAUGAGUCUGUGGCAGUGUUGUCGAUUACAUUGAUAAUAAAAGGAAAUGUGUUACAGGAAAAGACAUUUACAAUGGAAGUCUAUAGGAGCAGCUUUUCAGAGGGGUUAAAAGCAGUGAAGAUUGUAUGAAUGCUUCAUUAAAAACUGGAGAGUCCGUGUCAAAUUUGCCACUGAUCAUUUCCACAUGCAAAUGAACUUUGUGGUAAUUUGUCCAUUGUUGCCAAACGUUUGCUGCUGGUUCACCACUACAGGUGAUGAGUAAACUUCUGACAAACAUUUGCUGCAAAUCACAACCUCAUUUGCAUGUGAAAAUAAUGAGUGGCAAAUUUGUGGCAAGCUUGUGGCUAGUUUGCCAGAACUCUAGAUUUUUAGUCUAUGCUUUUAUUAUUUGAUCUGUAAAGUGUCUAAAUUGAUGUAGGACUUUUUUUUUUUUUUUUGCACAGAUGAACUUCUGGUUGUGUUGCUGAUGUCAUUCCUGUGGCUGGAGUUUGUUCCAUGCAAGCAGCACUUUUACAAAUAGUCAUGUCACUUCACUUUCUGGUACCCUUACACUGAUACCAAGCAAACGUAACCAGUUUUAUGUUUUUUGCUGGUCAUGACAUUGUUAAAAAUAUGAAAUAUAUAUCUCUGCACAGUCAGGGUUUUAUGGGAUUUUAUAACACUCUCAUGCAAACACUGGUUCAGGGUUAUGGUUAUAAUAGUAAAAGAACAGUAAUAGUUGCAUUUAUUUGUGGUUCUUUAUACACUGGUGGCCAAAAGUUUGGAAUAAUGUACAGAUUUUGCUGUUUCAGAAGGAAAUUGGUACUUUAAUUCACCAAAGUGGCAUUCGACUGAUCGCAAAGUAUAGUCAGAACAUUACUGAUGUAAAAAACAUCAUCACUAUUUGAAAAAAGUAAUUUAUCAGAUUUAGACAGCAGCAUCAGUCCAACACCUUAUCCUUGAGUAAUCAUGAUAAAUUGAUCAUUUGAUACUAGAAAAUCACUUUCCAUUAUAUCAAACACAGUUGAAAGAUAUUUGAUUCAUUAAAUGAAGCUGAACAUUGUCUUUGUGUUUGUGUUGGCACAGUAUGCAAUAGACUGGCAUGUGUUAAGGUCAAUGUUAGGUCAAAAAUGGCAAAAAAGAAAACUCUAGAAAACAAAAAACUGCAGAUUUCAUACAAAGGUGUAACUACAGUCUUCAGAGACAAAGAACAACUGACUGUAACAAGAACAGAAAGAGAUGUGGAAGAUGUACAACUAAACAAGAGGAUAAGAACAUCAGAGUCUCUAGUUUGAGAAAUAGACGCCUCACAUGUCCUCCGCUGACAGCUUCAUUGAAUUCUACCCGCUCAACACCAGUUUCAUGUACAACAGUAAAGAGAAGACUCAGGAGGUCUUAUGGGAAGAAUUAUAAAGAAAAAGACACUUUUGAAACAGAAAAACAAAAAGAAAAGGUUCGAGUGGGCAAAGAAACACAGACAUUGGACAACAGAUAAUUGGAAAAGAGUGUUAUGGAUCUGAACCCCAUUGAGCUUUUGUGGGAUCAGUUAGACUGUAAGGUGUGUGAGAAGUGUCCGACAAGACAGUCACAUCUAUGUCAAGUGCUACAGGAAGUGUGGGGUGAAAUAUCACAGAGUAUCUGCACAAACUGACUGCUAGAAUAACAAGCAUCUGCAAAGCUGUCAUUGCUGCAUGUGGAGGAUUGUUUUGAUGGGAACACUGAAUUUUUUUUUUUUUUUUCAAAUUGUAAUAGUAAUUUUCGCAUUAUUAAUGUCCUGACUAUAAAUUGUGAUCAGCUGAACGCCACUUUGGUGAAUAAAAGUACCAAUUUCUUUCCAUAAGAGUAAAAUCUGUACAUUAUUCCAAACUUUUGGCCGCCAGUGUACACGUCCCCAUAGACUUCCAUUAUAAGUGUAUCAAUUAAAAUAUUUUUUUUUCUUCACAAACUGAGUGACGAGUCAAAAUAAUUGUCUGUUGUAAUUGAUUUAAUGUCACAGAAUAUGUCUGCAGAUAUUAAAUUAGUCAGUAUAAUACACACAAGACUGCUGCUGUUCUGAACGUCAGUAAUCACAGCUGUGCUGAUAUUCAGAACAACAGCACAGUUAUGAAUGUGAUUAUAACAAAUGAUAAUGAGUAAUUUACAUUUUAGGGACAUUUUUUUUGUUUAUUCACGAAUUUUUUCUCCGCCAAUGUAAAUAUUUCCAAAAGAAUCUAAAGCAUAAAACAUUGUGUCACCGAACAAUGCACAGACUGAAACCGCUUAUGUGAGUGAAAUUGAGUGACAUGAUUUCCCCUCCCACUUAAAGGCAUAGUUGAACCUAAAGUAAAAUUCUCUCAUCAUUUACUCACCCUCAUGCCUUCCAGAUGUGCAUGACUUUC
Xyrauchen texanus (razorback sucker) is the source of this 4705-nucleotide messenger RNA. It is a transcript of the gene sapcd2, whose product is annotated as suppressor APC domain containing 2. Bases 614 to 1855 code for a protein of 413 amino acids. The record is from RefSeq and is a predicted model, not a curated record. NCBI's taxonomy places the organism in Eukaryota, Metazoa, Chordata, Actinopteri, Cypriniformes, Catostomidae. The transcript is spliced from 6 exons.